AUGGGGUCCGAACUCGGUAUUGACGAACACACCAAGCCCGAGGCUGUCUACAGCCCGGUGGCCAUCUGGUGGGAUGUCUGGGCCGCCGUCUGGUCUAUAGUCAUCGGAGCUGGCAUGUUCUAUCUGAUCAAGCGCCGCAACAACCCCAUCCUGCGAGUCCGCUCUCUCUCGCUCUCUCUUUCUGCUAUCGGUCUUCUUCAUCUGUACUGGAUUGCCUGCCAGAUUGCCGUCAUGAUCGGCCCCAUCAUGCCCGGCGACGUGCAGUUCUGGGUCAUGGGCAUCUAUCUGCCCUGUGGCCUGGCCCUGUUCCACGCCUCCAACAGUUACUUCCUGCAUGUCGCGAAGAUGCAGAAGAAGUACGCCAAAUACAGCUUCCUCGUCGACUCGACGCCUGACGCCAAGCGCUCCAACAUGGGGCCUGGCCUGAUCAGCCGCUUCCGCCGUCUGGACUAUACCCUGAAGCUCGUCAUCUUCGUGGCCAUUGCCAUGGUUGGACAGAUCCUCCUCACCGUCAUCAUGUGGGUGAUGUCGCGCAAGUACCACCCGUCGUUCGGUAUCCCCGGCACUGAGGUGCACGGCAGCGACAUGAAGAUCCUGACCGAGCAGGGCCGUGGCUGGGAAUGGUGGCCUGGCGUGUUCUGGCAGUUCUUCUGGUCGUGGAUUGUUGCGCCCAUCAUUCUGUGGAACUCGCGCCACAUCCACGACACCCAGGGCUGGCGUGUGCAGACCAUUGCCUGUGCCAUUGCCGGUCUCCACGCGACUCCCAUGUGGCUCAUCGCUCUCUACGUCCCUGCGUUCGAAGUCGUCAACAAGGUCUGGGUUCCUCCCCAGUGGAUCUGCCUGUCCAUCGUCGUCAUGGAGAUCUUCACCGUCCUGCUCCCCUGCUGGGAAGUCUUCCGCCAGCAGUCCCUCAAGAAGGAAACCCUCGAGGCCAUCAGGCAGUGGGAAGUCCGCACCAAGGGCGCCAACUCGGAGACCAAGUCGCUCGGCUCGACUGCUACUAUGGUCGACUCGAUGAUGUCCGGCUGGAAGUCCAACAACGACUCCGUCCUCAGCGACAACAGUGCCCGCGAGAGCAUCCUCAACAUGAGCGCCCUGGAAUACGUCCUCGAACGCAACCCUACCCCCCUGCAGCGCUUCUCGGCCCUGAACGACUUCUCCGGCGAGAACGUCGCUUUCCUGACUUCUAUCGCCGAGUGGAAGGCCAGCCUGCCCAAGGCCAUGACUGAUGCUGCCGCCGGCGAGCCCGACGAGGCUACCAAGGAGGCCAUCCGCGAAGCCUUCAACCGAGCCCUCUACAUCUACGCCGAGUUCAUCAGUGUGCGCCACGCCGAGUUCCCCGUCAACAUCUCCUCGCAGGACCUCAAGAAGCUCGACAACGUGUUCGAAUCGCCCGCUCUGAUCCUCUACGGCGACGAGGGCAGCACCAUCGACCGCGCCACCCCGUUCGAGGCCGCCAUGCCCUCGCCCGCAUACUCCGAGUUCAGCGAGAGCUCGCUCGCGGCGAUCAAGAACCGCGCCGAGUACGUCGGCGACAUGCCGCGCGGGUUCGGCGCGUCGGUCUUCGACGACGCAGAGCACAGCAUCAAGUACCUGGUGCUCACCAACACGUGGCCCAAGUUCGUCAAGAACCGGCGCUCGUCGACGGACUCGCUCGAGACGCUGCAGGCUGAGGCUGUAUAA
This is a messenger RNA of Aspergillus puulaauensis, 1683 nucleotides long. RefSeq lists its product as uncharacterized. NCBI's taxonomy places the organism in Eukaryota, Fungi, Ascomycota, Eurotiomycetes, Eurotiales, Aspergillaceae. The transcript is spliced from 2 exons. Bases 1 to 1683 code for a protein of 560 amino acids. The record is from RefSeq and is a predicted model, not a curated record.